This is a messenger RNA of Varroa destructor (honeybee mite), 1180 nucleotides long. RefSeq names its product transcription initiation factor TFIID subunit 8-like. Lineage: Eukaryota; Metazoa; Arthropoda; Arachnida; Mesostigmata; Varroidae. The record is from RefSeq and is a predicted model, not a curated record. Gene Ontology annotation, biological process: transcription initiation at RNA polymerase II promoter. Gene Ontology annotation, cellular component: transcription factor TFIID complex. Gene Ontology annotation, molecular function: protein heterodimerization activity.
ACGCUACGAAAUGCGUUGUUUUGUUUCAAUUUUAUGGAUGUUCUAUAUGAUUACCUAUUGUAUUAAUGUUUGACGGUGGGCUAUUGAAACCAUCCUUGUAAUUGUCGCUGAGUUUAAGAGUUGUUGGGUCUUCCCGUCGAUUUGGUAGAGCUGUUGAAUCUGAUGAUCUAAGCGGCAGUCACGAUGGCUGGUCCAUCUCACGCUACUCCGUACCCCGUAUAUCGACGGGUGCUUCAGUCAGCCGUUUCAGCGAUUUGUCUUGAACAGGGUUUUGGUUUUUGUGAUGCUACUGCAAUGGAAACGCUUACUGAGAUGCUCCAAGCAACUCUGAUCGAAGUCUGCCAUUCAGCCAAGUCAUUUGCUGAACUUGGCGGGCGUACUGAAGCGAGCGCUCCUGAUGUCUGUUUGGCAAUCGCUGAUAUCGGCAUACGUUUCGAAGGUAUGAGAGACUACAUGCGACGGCCGGGCAAAAUACAAAUUGCCUCGCCCGGAAUACAAGCCUGCGUAACCACACCGCUUACGCUUCGAGCCGGUGAACGCAAGCCUCUACCAAGUCAUAUUCCCGAUCAUUUUCCUCCUUUUCCCGAUUCGCAUGCAUACAUCCGGACCUUAACACAUCGUCAGCCCGUCACUGAAUAUGUCGCCAUUCGUGAGAAGGUAGCCUCACAAAAACGCGAUAUUGAACGAGCACUCACACGCUUCGUGGCUAAGACUUCUGGCACUCAGACGCUAUUUCCUGAUAACCCUACGUUAUACCCGCUGAUUGCGUGUAAGCCUUCGCCCCAACCGUGGCUGGUUGCUCUUGAACCCAAGGACCAGGUGUUUGAAGAUGAAGAAGAUGACGAAAAAGAAGAACUAGUCCCAGAACGAGGAGAAAGUGGACAACAGCCCGACAACCCAUAUCUUCGUGGUGUAAAGAUGCCACGCAGAAGAUUCUGAUCGAAAACAAAGAUCAGAGGUGUAUAAAGGGUCUUAAUUGCCUCACCUUGUAUUAAAAGAAUGCUUUUCAUUAAGAGAAAGGAUAACCCCGUAGGUGUACAUAAUGCCUGAGUGUGCGGAUUCAAGUGUAGCUGCUAAUGCUGAUACCGAAAGGUUACCAUAAACCUGUAUAAAUUGCGCUCUUGUGUAAACUUUGUUAUUCUUAUUGUGUGCAACGGAUCAAAAAUACUAUUAUAAGUAA